UGUUGCUGAUUGUAGCUUCAUAUUGACAAAUAACCCUUGUUACAGCAAACAUCACAUUCACUCACAUGCACUUCUUUAAUCACACACACUCCCAUGAACUGCCCUGGGCCUUACAAUGCUUUAAAGAAGGGGAAGAGACCUCCAGCAAUCUGGUAAAUACACCCACUUGUUUCUCUCCUCCCCUCCUCUAUUCUUCAUUGAGUCCUGAUCUGCUCGGCUCAGACCAGGAGGCAGACCUUCACAUGAAAAGUUGUGUGGAUCUUGGACUCAUUACUCAGCUAUGCAUUAGAGAAGAGGAUUAACCCAAGCUGAGCACCACUGCAAAGACUGGGCAUUUGGCCAUUCAUCCAUCACCUGGCUUACUGAGAGAGAAGCUACCGUACAUCUUUUUUUUACCUAAAAUUCCUCCUCACUGACCUGUCAGUUUUUCUGUCUCCCUUUCUCCUUGUAUCCCUCUUUCCGCUCUCUCAACCAUGACCCUUUUAUCAGAGGACCAGUCUGUGAGGGCCCAACCUUGCCGGCUUCCAGAGCCUGACAAACACAACAGCACUUCCUUGUCACAACACAUAAAUGGCUACACUGGUUCCAAAGAGGACGGAACUGACAGUGGGGAGAGUGCUGUGUUUGGAGUUGUAGAGCUCCCCAGGCGCUCAUGGGGCCGCCUCAUCCUUCAUGGCCUGGUCAUGUUUGGAAGGGAAUUCUGCUAUGCCGUGGAGGCAGCAUUCGUCACACCAGUGCUUCUAAGUGUGGGCCUUCCCCGCAGCCUGUACAGCAUGGUGUGGUUGAUCAGCCCCAUCCUGGGCUUCCUGCUGCAGCCCGUCAUCGGCUUAGCCAGCGACCAAUGUCGCUCGGUGUGGGGCAGACGGAGGCCUUACAUCCUGGCCCUGGGCAUCCUCAUGCUGCUGGGAAUGACCCUGUUCCUCAAUGGAGAUGCUAUCGUCUCAGCACUAGUCAAUGACAGGUCGCUGAGGACACUAUGGGCCAUAGUGGUGGUGAUGUUUGGAGUCGUGGUGUUCGACUUUGCCGCAGACUUCAUCGACGGGCCCAUCAAGGCCUACCUGUUUGAUGUGUGCUCACAUCAAGACAAAGAACGAGGUCUCCACUAUCACGCUCUACUCACAGGUCUGGGCGGAGCGUGUGGCUACCUGGUAGGAGCCAUAGACUGGGGACAUUCUGUGAUGGGUCAGCUGCUGGGCUCUGAGUACCAUGUCAUCUACUUCUUCUCAGCACUGACUUGGGGCAUCUUGCUCAUUGUGCACCUCUUCAGUAUUCCAGAGCAGCCUCUGGGCAAGGACCCAUCUGUCUCCUCACCUCCCAGUGCCCUCCAUCUACUGGGCUCUCACAGCAGUGGUUAUGGAACACUGGCUAAAGAGCCGGCCUCUCCUGUAGCACCUGUCACAGACCUCAGGCCGAGGUCUUUCUCGGCUCUUGGGGAGACUAACUCGGUAAUCUCCGGCACCAAGCAGCCAGACAAGGAGGUCCAGAAGAGGAUGACGCUGAGGUCGCUGAUGAAAGCUUUCAUUGACAUGCCAAACCACUACCGUUGCCUGUGUGUCAGUCACCUGCUGGGAUGGACAGCUUUCCUCUGCAAUAUGCUCUUCUUCACAGAUUUUAUGGGACAGAUUGUAUACAAAGGAAAUCCUUAUGCAGCCCAUAACUCCACAGCCUACGCCACAUAUGAGAGAGGAGUAGAAGUGGGCUGCUGGGGACUGUGUAUUAAUGCUGUUUCCUCUGCUCUCUACUCCUAUGUGCAGCGUUUUCUCCUCCCAUACCUCGGCCUGAAAGGAUUAUACUUCGUGGGCUACUUUGUUUUCGGUGUGGGCACCAGCCUGAUCAGCCUCUUCCCCAACAUCAUCACCACACUCAUCCUCUGCAGCGCGUUUGGCGUCAUGUCCAGCACACUCUACACUGUCCCAUUCAACCUGAUAGCAGAGUACCACCGUGAAGAGGAGGAACAACUAAAGCUACGUGGGAGCAAUGAAAAUGUGCGAGGCUCCGGGGUGGACUGUGCAGCACUCACCUGCAUGGUCCAGCUGGCUCAGAUUUUUGUGGGUGCAGGACUCGGCGCUCUGGUCAACAUGGCAGGGGGGGGAGUGGGCUCAGCUGCAACCAUGUCCCUGUUAGGCUGCAUCUUCAUCGCCCUCUUUAUCAGAUGUGUGGAAUGAUUCUGAUUUUUAUAUGCAUUCUAAUAGUAUUGUUGUAAUAAAUAAAGCUUCUUUAUUAUAUCCUUAAAGUCUUGUGAUUCCUCUUAUUUACCAUU
This is a messenger RNA of Monopterus albus (swamp eel), 2260 nucleotides long. It is a transcript of the gene slc45a2, whose product is annotated as solute carrier family 45 member 2. Lineage: Eukaryota; Metazoa; Chordata; Actinopteri; Synbranchiformes; Synbranchidae. The record is from RefSeq and is a predicted model, not a curated record. Gene Ontology annotation, cellular component: membrane. Gene Ontology annotation, molecular function: sucrose:proton symporter activity.